AUGGACGUCGUGGGCACGAUAGCCUCAGUAGUGGACCUGUCCACGAAGCUCUAUGCGUACAUCCAGAAUGUCGAGGACGCCCCAAAGAACAUUAGCAGGCUAUGCACCGAGAUCAGCACGUUGAAAGGCAUUUUAGAAGAUAUCGAGUCUCGCAGACCUUCAACAAACGACGCUCCAACGUCUGCGCUUGACAGCUCUCUGGACAAUGCUUCAAGUAUCGUGACGCAAUUGUUACAGCAAUUGUCCAAGGGUGAGUCUAGUUUCAAGCGGAAACUCCGGUACCUCAAGUGGCCGUUCACGGAGAAAGAUGUCGCUCAAGACACGGAAAGACUGAGCCGAGCAAAUCAGAGUCUCAUGCUGGCGCUCAUCGGUGAGCUGCAAUCGGUGCCCCAAGAUCUGAUCGAGAUCCAGGCCACGAGUCAAGCAACGCUGCAAAAAGUAGAAAAUAUCGAAGACAUGAUACUCGGCGAAACCGUGAAGCGCGAGACGAAAGAACAAUUUGAAGCUCGACGAAGCAUCAUCAAAUUUUUGGCGCCCGCGUCCCCUGAUGAGAGGCACAGAGAAGUCUGUCAUGCAUGGAGAGUCUCAGAUCCAGGAGCGUGGUUCCUGGAUGGAGCUUUCAAGACCUGGAUGGAAGAUUCCGAUCCAACGAGUCGAGUGAUGCUGCUUUGCGGAAGCUCUGGAUCGGGCAAGAGUACUCUCUUGUCGAGGGUUGUCGAGCAUCAGAAGCACAAGGUCGGCGCAGACAUGACGGCGUACUUUUAUUGUGUCUACAACAAGGUCGAAACUCAGGAGGUCCGCAAUGUGCUCGGAUCCUGGGCUGUCCAAUUAUCUCCGCCGCUUCCAAAAGCUCUUGACGGCUUUCAGGAAGAGGCUUCGAAGGCCGCACCUGUGCUCAUUGCGCACCUUCAGGAUUUGAUCACGGACCUGGCCUACGCCUCCCCCUCGGUACUCCUAGUGCUUGAUGCGCUGAACGAAAGCAAUGAGGCAGGCGAGCUGGCUGCCAAUAUCGCAAGCAUUGUGAACCGGUCUCGAAACGUCAGGCUACUGAUCUCGUCAACUUCGGAAGGCCUACUAACUGCAAGAGGUUGCACAUGUAAGCGUAUUGACAUGAUUCCAGCCCAAAUCGCUCAGGAUGUCGAAGUGUACGUGAGGCAGAAAGUUCGCGAACAUCCAGCCUUGGAGCCAGAAGACGAGGACAAGAUCGUCGAAAUCAUCGUGCCUAAGUCAAACGGCAUGUUCAUGUGGGCCAAGUAUCAAAUGGAAUACCUCUCCAGCAUCCCCAUUGCAGACCAGGUGAUUGAGGCACUCGAUGACCUCCCAAGCAACCUUGAUGAUGAAUACACCUUUCGGCUGCAACGAUUGCUUCAGCUGCCGAAGUUCUGGCAGAGACUAGUCCGAGAGGCUUUGGUGUGGCUAAGCUACUCGCUGAGACCUCUACGCAUCGACGAACUUGCAGAGGCAGUGGCAUACAGCUUCGGCUUGAAGCAAUUUGGCAAACGCUCAAGACUUCCAAGACCAAUGGAUCUUCUGGAUAUGUGCCAAGGCUUGGUGAGACUGGACGCCGUGACUGGAAUCGUGUCUUUGGCACACAGCUCGGUCGUGACUUUCCUAGAGAGCGAUACUAUCAGAUCGACAUCCGCGACAUACUUCGCCAUGGACGAAGACAGAGAUGAAAGAGCAUUGCUACAGAAGUGUCUGUCUUACCUCCAAAUGGAUGCUUUCCAGAUUGGAUCAGGCUGCAGUCGUCACGACAUACGAAGCUUCUUUCGCGAGUACCCCUUACUCCACUACGCGGGAAAUAUGUGGGCAAUUCACGCGCGUCAGUUUGCAAUAGCCUACCGUCUCACUCAGUCAGAGUUACAGCUCAUCCUGGACCUGUUUGCAUCACAGAAGAUGGAAAGCGGAGGCCAUUUCGCCUUUUGGAUACGGACAAUCUUGCCACACACACCAAUUGAGAUCAUCAAGAGAGCCCAGCCACUCUACUAUGCUUCCUCAUACGGGCUGGCUCAAGUUGUCGACGAAAUGUUUAGUCGAGGUCUUGUUGAUAAGACGAAUCCUGAGGCCAAGUGGUACCUGGACGCCAAAUCCGGAAGAUACUCAUCGACUGCCCUGCAAGUCGCUGCCUACAGAGGACAAGUUGAGACUGUGGAGAUACUUUUAGACCAUGGGGCGAAUCCCCAUUUCACCGACGAGAAUGGCAAUACGAGCAUAGAAUGGGCAUCCAUGCGGGGACAUGAGGAGAUCCAUCGUCUUCUGUUGCAAGCUACACGCAAUCAGGAAGGACCCUAG
Messenger RNA from Lecanosticta acicola, 2292 nucleotides. The record is from the annotation of a GenBank genome assembly. Lineage: Eukaryota; Fungi; Ascomycota; Dothideomycetes; Mycosphaerellales; Mycosphaerellaceae.